GAUUCUUGUCCUAUUAUUUUCUCUAAGGGCGAGCAGUAGAGUUGGUAUGUGAAGCUUUUCUCUCUUCCACAUUCCAAGUGAUAUUUCAAAGAAUGGCUUCUCAAGAGUUUGCAGACUUAUUUCAUGAGAAGAAACCUAUUGUUGAGCUACUUGACAAGUUCAAGAUCAAGUUAAAGUCAGCAAAUGCACUGCUUAGUGAUGUUGAGCAGAAGCUUAUUUGAGAUCGAAAUUUGAGGGAUUGGCUUGCUGAGUUUAAAGACAUUUUAUGAAGCGUGUGACUUGAUUGACAAGAUAGACAAUGAAGACUUACGAUGCAAGAUGGAGCAGCCUGAUCAUCAAGAUGAGUGUGGUGGCACCACCAGUAUGCUGGUCAAGUUCAUUCCAUCUUCUUCAUUCAACGAGUUCGAUGAAGCUGUAAAACCUGAGAUAGAGAGGACUCUUGAGAAGUUGAGUGUUCUUGUGGAUCAAAAAUAUGAGCUUGGUUGGAUGGAAAAUGUUUCAAAUAGAUCUUUGAUGAGACUACCAUCUCCUUGGAGAGAAAGAGUUUAUGGUAGAGAUGCUGAAAAAGAAGCCAUCCUUAAGUCAUUGCUGCUAGAUGAUGUUAAAGGGUGUAUGUCUGUGAUUCCCAUAGUUGGUAUGGUUGUAAUUGGUAAAACUACUCUUGCUCAACUUGUUUUCAAUGAUUGCCAGCUUAUAGCUGAGUCUUUUGAACUCAAAGUAUGGGUUACUGUAUCAGAAGAAUUUGAUGUUUGCAAGAUAAUGAGAAUGAUUUUUCAAAAGGUUGCUUCUGAAAAAUGCGAUAUUGAUGAUUUGUCAGAGCUUCAAUGUGAGUUGAAGAAGGCUUUGAGAGGGAAGAAGUUUUUCUUCGUUCUUGAUGAUGUUUGGAAUGAGAAUUAUAAUAAAUGGGAUUUUCUAAAAAGUACUUUUGAAUCUGGUGCACGUGGAAGCAAGAUCAUUGUGACAACUCGUAACAAGGUUGUUGCACAAGUUAUGAGCACUGGAAAAGUACACAAGCUACAAGGAAUAUCCAAUGAAGAUUGCUGGAAAAUAUUUGUUGACCAUGCCUUUGAGGAAGACAUUGGUCCUGCUCAUUCAAAACUACAUGAAAUUGUGAAAAAGUGUAAAGGCCUACCUUUAGCGGUGAAAUCACUUGGCGGUCUCUUACACUUUGAAAGAGAUCAAAUGAAAUGGAAAAAUGUACUCAAAAGUGGUGUAUGGGAGUUGUAUGAGACACACAAUGGUGAGAUUCUUCCAGCUCUAUGGUUGAGUUACUACUACUUACCUUCAAACAUCAAGCAAUGUUUCGCCUAUUGCUCAAUAUUUCCCAAAGAUUCUGAAUUUGAGAAGAAACAACUCAUCUUGUUGUGGAUGGCAGAAGGUCUUUUGCAAAACAAGAAAGGGAAAUCAAUGGAGGAGGUUGGAGAGCAGUACUUUGAAGAUCUCAUAUCAAGAUCAUUCUCUCAAUAGACAAGUCAACAUAAAUCAAGUAAGGGUACAACAACUUUUCUUAUGCAUGACCUUGUACAUGAUUUAGCUUCAUUUGUAGCAGGUGAAUUCUGCUUUAGAUUGGAUGAUGAUAAUUCCUUGGAUAAUCUUGCAACCAAAACUCGUCAUUUGUCAUGUAUGACAUACAUUGAGAAAGUUGCUGGUUUAUCUAAAGCUGAAUCAUUGCAUACCCUUCUAACAAUUAAAGGAGGGGUGUUAUUGGAUUUGGAAUUGCAUGAAGUAUUGCCAACUCUAGGAUGCUUGAGAGUCCUUUCUGUAUUUAGAUCUUUCAAGCUGUCUGACUCGAUUGGUAAGCUAAAACAUCUACGGUAUUUGAACUUAUCUCCGACUGAAAUAGAGUGAAUACCUGCUUCUGUAUGCUCUU
This is a messenger RNA of Humulus lupulus (European hop), 1870 nucleotides long. Its product is annotated as putative disease resistance RPP13-like protein 1. The coding region runs from base 319 to 1467 and encodes 382 amino acids. NCBI's taxonomy places the organism in Eukaryota, Viridiplantae, Streptophyta, Magnoliopsida, Rosales, Cannabaceae. Gene Ontology annotation, molecular function: ADP binding. The record is from RefSeq and is a predicted model, not a curated record. Gene Ontology annotation, biological process: defense response to other organism. The transcript has a single exon.